Tigriopus californicus is the source of this 2856-nucleotide messenger RNA. Its product is annotated as zwei Ig domain protein zig-8-like. NCBI's taxonomy places the organism in Eukaryota, Metazoa, Arthropoda, Copepoda, Harpacticoida, Harpacticidae. Gene Ontology annotation, cellular component: neuron projection membrane. Gene Ontology annotation, biological process: synapse organization. The record is from RefSeq and is a predicted model, not a curated record.
CGAUCUGGAGGGAUCAUGUCUCCUAAUUCAGUUGUGGGUUCCAAGUGUUCCUGGUGGUUGAGUGGUGACAACAGACGCAGUUUGGGAUCCGGUGGUCCAAUGAGUAAUGGGAGAGGGUGGAGGCAAAUGCUAUCGGACAGGCGGAUUCUGUUCACGCUUCCUUUUCCUUUCCACACUCCACUUCACUACUUCCUCGUUCUCAUCCUCUUUUGUCCCAGAUCCUCAUCGUUGGUCAAAGAUACUGUCAAGCCCGAGUCUUAUGUCGCUGCGGGUGGGAGCAAUGCCUUUUCACCUUCGGUGGAGAUCGCUUCAUCCCAACAAGACAGCAGCUUUAUCCUCCCGUCAAGUUCGUUCGGCAAAGAAAUGCCCGAAAUUGUGGGCUCCAUCUCCACCAAUGUGAGCGCCUCGUUGGGCAGGACGGCUUAUCUCAAGUGCAAAAUCAAGGACCUCGGACAUAAAUCCGUCUCUUGGGUGCGCCAUAGUGACGUGUCUUUGAUCUCAGUGGGAAAAUAUCAGUACAUCAAAGAUCCCAGAUUCAAGAUUUUGCACGAACCUCAUGCUCAUGAUUGGAUCCUUCGAAUCCAGGCUCUUAAGUACAGCGAUGCGGGACUCUACGAAUGUCAAGUCAACACAUCACCCAUUCUUCGGAGGCCCAUCUUUCUCAAUGUGGUUGACCCUCAAACUGAGAUCCUAGGAGGGAAGGACAUGUUCAUCAAUCAGCAUUCCAUCAUCAAUCUCACAUGUCUAGUUCAUUCGCCGGAUCCACCCGCUCACGUGUUUUGGCUCCACAACCAGAAGCCCAUCUUGCCUUCCACGUCGGAGCUGAAUCCCGAUGGAUCCGUUAAUCGCAUAAGUAUCACACGUUCUGAGGACGAUCCCGACAAUGAGACAGAAGACGAGUGCCUGGUGGUGGCGAGCUACCUCAUCAUCGAAGAGGCUGGUCCCAACGACUCGGGCGUGUACGAAUGCAAUCCAUCAAAUACAAGUCCAGCAUCACUCACCGUUCACGUUCUGGAUGGUGAAUCUCCCGAUGCCCUUCAAACGAGUGGGCUGUCCACAUUCGCUACCUCAGAAUCGUUCACUUUCAUCCUCAUUUCCAUGCUUGGGAUCUCCUUGUCAAUUUGAUCUGGAGACAAUGGAUCAAGAAUUCUUGCACAUUCUAUUUUCGGUGGAACAACAAAAACAGGACUUGGGGAGAAAAUCAGGAGAAGAAGAAGAGAAAAGAAGAACCAGCCCCCUCCUCGUCCCUGUCCCCCCCUAGAGCGCUCAUCUAAGGUUCCACCUUGAAGAGAAAUGAGCGGCCUUAUUCUCCACCAUCAAGUGCAACAUUUCCAUCGUGCUCCUUUAUGAAUAUGUGCGGUAUUGCUUUGCACUUCCAAGAGUUCCCCAACGUGAUCCUCAUGAACCUUGGUGGCUAGCGGGGGUAAACAGACUUCAACGAGAAUUGGGCGCGGUUUUUUUUUCAACUUGCCACAUCGGAAUGCAACAGCGAUGACAUUAUCAAUGUGGGCGCACCCUCUUCUUCCAUGGAAAAGACAAAUAGCUGACUAUUCAUUCUCGACUUUUGUUCGAAAGUUCGCAACCAACCGGAGAGAACGGGAGACAGAUCGAGAAAAAAAAUUGUGAAAGAGCACCAGCAAGUUGGCUCAAAUAUCAUUCAAAUGAUCCACUUGACAUGUUCCAAAUUGAACUUUCUUCUCGCCCAUUGUUCCAAAGGCCUUCAGGGCCGAUCUUUGGAACUUUGGAGGCACUCUUCAAUCUUCAAUCCCCAUGCAUUGGAAAACACAUUGCUGAGUCAGUGGCCUCAGCUGAACACAUCACCACCCUGUCUUGCCAGGAUCGUCAUUUUCGACCAAAAAAUCGCUUGAAUGGAAAGUUGACGGCUUGAAGAUGGCUUCAUGAUUUGAAUCUGUCGGCUUGCUUCCACCACGUAGGUCUUGGUGGAUAAAGAAAGAAAUCUUAAUUAAGAUGGGAUCGCUAAGCCGAGGUGAAGCUGAGGACUUACCCAAUCAGACAUCAGCCCUGACUCAUUCUUGCAAAUCACAAUCUUGCGAUUAAGUGGAGUCCAAACCGUGUUCCAACACGAGCGACAGAGCUUUUUGUCUUCUCGUAUAUCGCUUUCCCAAACAGAAAGAGAGAGAGAGGGAAAGAAAGAGAGGUUACGGAGAGGGAGAGGGAUGGCUUGUUGUGCGUGCUGCUGUCUAUUAUUGGAACACGGAACCAUCUCGCUAGAAAAAAAAAAUAGGGUACCACUCUCAAGGGAGCCACUGUUUUUCCAUUGAUAAUGAAACUCCAAAGAAUGUCCCCUCGCUCACCCACUCUUCCCUGUCGCUUGGAAUUGAAUAGAUGAGGAGAAUGACGGUGAUGAUGAUAGAAAUUUGUUUCCUCAAACCGAACAAGUUGCGAUCUGGUAAGUUGGACAUUGGAAGCCUUUGACAGAAAUUGAAAUCGAUAUGCAAAUCUUCGUCUGCCUCGAUCGAAUGACUGGCACUUCAAAUUGCCUCUCGUCUAUGUGAAGCGUCUUUUCGUGAGGAAAACAUUCAAGGCAAGAGCCUUAGUGAUCGACAUUUGGAGCCAUGACCUUCAGUGAUCUUCAAUGUUCCGUGGUGCUUCAACCCAAGAAACUUGGGAACAGAGAAGACCGACCGUCAAACAGGCGGUUCUGAGAUUGCUUCAAAAACAAUCCCUUGUGUAUAAAGAUGAUAUACCGAUUAGCUUUUCUAAUAUCAUAACCAGAUCCCACUGACAUUUGAAAUAAACCCAAACAUACUGCACACCUCCUACCAGCCUUGGCACCUACCUAAAACUCGUGACUCGCGACGUUCCAUUCACUCGGCACUUGAGUAAAGUAACAUC